GUACACCAGUUUAGACAGUUCAGCUACAAAGAACAAAUCUCAUGAAUGACCAGUCCCUGAAUAAUGGCGUCUCCUCGGCCGAAGUCACCUCGUACUCCGAUUUCUACGAAAAAGGAGGAUAAAGAAGAGAGCUUUUGGGAUAAAAUUGGAACGCUAGGACGAAAGAAACGCAUUAAAGAAGUACAAGAUGUACAAGAAGAAGGGAAAUAUGCAAUCGAUUCACCUGGGUAUGCAGCUAAUCCUGACAUGCCACCAGAAGAAUAUGCUCUUGAUGAAAACGAGGAACGUUCCAUGAUAGAGCCAAAAUCUUUGGAAGAUCCCAAACUGCAAGAGCUGAUAUCUAUAUUAAUCGAAUGGAUUAACGAUGAAUUGGCUGAUCAGCGAAUCAUUGUGAAAGACAUUGUGGAAGAUCUUUAUGAUGGACAAGUGCUGCAGAAACUUUUAGAAAAGCUGACUGGAGAGAAACUGGACGUACCUGAAGUAACUCAGUCAGAAGAAGGACAGAAACAAAAACUCGCCGUCGUCUUGUCCGCCGCUAAUCGAGUGCUGGGCCGUUACCCGCCUUACAGGUGGAGCGUCGAAUCUGUACAUACAAAAAACAUCGUUGCGAUUUUGCACCUUUUAGUUGGUCUAGCCCGGCUCUUCCGCGCUCCCGUUAGAUUGCCGGAGAGAGUUGCCGUUCAAGUGGUCGUCGUGCGUAAGAAGGAAGGUCAGCUGAUACACAGGACAGUAAGAGAAGAGCUAACGACAACGUACGAUGAUUUGGGUAUGCGCUGCGAACGUGAUGCAUUUGACACUCUUUUCGAUCACGCGCCCGAUAAGCUGGCUGUCGUAAAGAAAUCCUUGGUGACAUUUGUAAAUAAGCAUUUAAGCAAAGUACAUUUGGAGGUGACUGACCUGGACACUCAAUUUCACGACGGUGUUUUCUUGACUUUACUGCUUGGUCUUUUGGAAGGUUUCUUUGUGCCACUGGGUAGUUUUCACUUGACACCAAAGACCAUUGACCAAAAGGUGCAUAAUGUUUCGUUCGCGUUUGAUAUUAUGCGAGACAUAGGGCUUCCGAAACCCAAAGCCCGUCCUGAAGAUAUCGUAAAUUUGGAUCUCAAGUCCACGCUUCGUGUGUUAUACAAUCUCUUUACGAAAUAUAAGGGGAUAAAUUAACAAAAUUAAUGUACUCGGCAAGCCGCUUUUAUUAUGCGAAUGCGCGUUUUCACGCUUUGAUAAAAUUAAUAAGUUAAUUAUGCUAACACGCGAAUAUACGACAUACGAAUCUAUUAUUGUAUACUGCCAUUAAAAGAUUGUUUAUAUGAAGUGUUUAGUUCAUAUAAACAGCGGGAAAUGAAAAGCCAAAUAAGACAACUAUACACAUAAUGAGCUUUAUGUAAUGUGCCUUUUUACUUAUAUAAUGUAUAAUAUACACAUAUAUAUAGUAUUUUAUUAAUAUUUAUUUACAUCAUAACAUAGCUAUAUUAAAAUUUUGUAUAAAUCUGGGUAUUUGUAUUAAUAAAUGUUUUAGCUGUUA
Messenger RNA from Odontomachus brunneus, 1522 nucleotides. It is a transcript of the gene parvin, whose product is annotated as beta-parvin. Gene Ontology annotation, cellular component: cytoplasm; focal adhesion; actin cytoskeleton. NCBI's taxonomy places the organism in Eukaryota, Metazoa, Arthropoda, Insecta, Hymenoptera, Formicidae. Gene Ontology annotation, molecular function: actin binding. The transcript is spliced from 5 exons. The record is from RefSeq and is a predicted model, not a curated record. Gene Ontology annotation, biological process: cell projection assembly; substrate adhesion-dependent cell spreading; actin cytoskeleton organization. Bases 64 to 1161 code for a protein of 365 amino acids.